This is a messenger RNA of Hemicordylus capensis (graceful crag lizard), 3165 nucleotides long. It is a transcript of the gene ITGB1BP2, whose product is annotated as integrin subunit beta 1 binding protein 2. The transcript has 11 exons. The record is from RefSeq and is a predicted model, not a curated record. The coding region runs from base 117 to 1244 and encodes 375 amino acids. NCBI's taxonomy places the organism in Eukaryota, Metazoa, Chordata, Lepidosauria, Squamata, Cordylidae.
CCUGGGCUGCGAGGGGGAGAGAGCCGCUGACUGACAGCAGUGCCUGCCUGAACCUGAGCUCGGGGGCCUGCCGGCUUGGAGCAGGAGCUGGCCUCGCUGAGUGCCAGACCCCGGAGAUGGCCUUGCUGUGCUACAACAAAGGCUGCGGGCAGCGGUUUGACCCGGAGAAGAACAGCCCAGACUCUUGCCUUCAUCAUCCAGGCCUCCCCAUCUUCCACGAUGCCUUGAAGGGCUGGUCUUGCUGCAAGAAGCGAACCACGGACUUCUCAGAAUUCCUCUCCAUCAAGGGCUGCACAAGAGGGUAUCACAGCAGUGAGAAGCCCCCGGAGCCCGAGGAAGCCUUGCCUGAGUCGAAGGUCAAACCGAGCACUGAGAUCAUCAUCCAGGGGCCGAAAUCAGCGGAGAAGAUGGAGCGGGAGAGGCCCAGUCCUGAUGAGGCAAAGCAGCUGCUGCCGGUAAAGGUGUCUGGGUCCUUGGCACAGGCCCUGGAGAAGCUGAACCUGUCCCCCGAGGAGCAGAAUCCUGUGCCUGGCUCUGCAGACACCAGGGCUGUCCUGGAGGUGAGCGUCGGCACCACCUGCAAGAACUCCGGCUGCAAGGCGGUCUACCAGGGGGAAGAGAGCAACCUGGAGACUUGCACAUUCCACCCUGGGGUGCCCGUCUUCCACGAGGGCAUGAAAUACUGGAGCUGCUGUGGAAUUAAAACCACAGACUUCACUGCAUUCCUGGAGCAGAAGGGCUGCAGCAGAGGGAAGCACACCUGGGUGAAGAAGCAGGACAAGCAGCUGGUCUCCUGCCGGCAGGACUGGCACCAAACCAGCAGCCAGGUGGUGGUGACCAUCUAUGCCAAGACGCCUCUGCCGGAUUUCAGCUCGGUGAAGGCCAACCGCACCGUGCUGGACAUCCACGUCAUCUUUGAGGGAAACAAGGUCUUCCAGGUGGAGCUAGAUCUCUGGGGGGUCGUCAACGUGGAGAGGAGCUUUGUGAACAUGGUGCCCUCCAAGGUGGAGAUCACCCUGCAGAAGGACAGCCCCGUCCCUUGGGCCAGGCUGGAGCACCCGCAGAGCCGAGCACAGGCCAAGAAUCAGCAGCAGCAGCAGCUGGAAGCAGAUGCCUUGGAAGCCAAAGACGCGUCCCAGGAAGAGUCGGACGACAGCCUGAGCUGGUCUGAGGAGGAAGAUGAAGAGUGGGGGGUAGGGAGCGAGAGCCAAGCCUUCUUCAGCCCCGCUUCCGGUGGAAACUGAGCCACCCUGGAGUCCUGGGACCCGAGGCUUGGGAGCAAGAGAGACAGCCUGACUGCUUCGUGUUCCUCUUCUGGCUGCAGAACAGAGGGGCACUUGGCCAGGUGGUGCAACAAGAACCUUUGUCAGAAACAGACUUGGCUGCUGCUUUUAGUCUGCCUGGAGUUUUGAGGCCAUCUGGCCUGGGAUGCUAGCAAAGAGGGUGGGUGAGGGCCAGAGGUGGUGGAGCGGACACCUGGAACGCCUCCUCUCAAUGUCCAGCUCUUGCUGGUUCUCAUCAGUGAAAUAAAAGCAACUCCAUCCAGCAUGAAGAAAGGUACAGAGUAUGUUUGUUUAUGCUGGGCUCUAUAGCCCAGUUUGGGCAGGUGGACAAGUCAGUUCCGCACAGCUUUGUGGUUCCCAUUUCUGAAUCAGGGCAGACCUCAGGCCCAUUAACACAUUAUGUUCAACACUCGUAUAACAAGUGUAUAACAAUGUACACAAGUACAGAUCUGUACACAGGUACAGUCAUUCACAUGUUGUGCUGAAUGCAGGUUCAGAAGUACACUUCCUGUCUGAACUAUGGAUUUGAAGGGCCUGUAUCCAGGUUCACUUUUAAGAUGAACACAGGUACAGUCAUUCACACAAACACAUGUAUGAGUGUACUACCGACAUCUGUACACUUGUACAGCAUAAUGUCUGAAUCAGGCUUUCUUCUUGCUGCCACUCUGGGUAUGACUGUACUCAAUAGGGCAGUUCACACAAUCAAAAAUGGAGAAGCCACCUACCCUAAUUUGGGAGUAGUUUGCUGAUUGUGUGUCAGUCAAAAACGGGGCUGGGAGCUUGAUUGUGAGCGAAGCCUCAGCUGGAUGGGAUGUUUCCCCCAGCCUACCUCAUUCUGAAGCUGGGGACAAAAUCUGGGUAGGGCAUGCUCAUCCUACACAGCUGGGGGCUUCGCUCACAACCAAGUUCCUGUCUCCGAACUUGUUUUUAACUGACAACUGGCAAAUGGGAGCACACCCAACACCCAAAUUAGGGUAAGAGGCUUGCCCUAAUGUCGACUGUGCGAACUGCCCUGAUGUUUGUUUAACUGCCCAGGAGAAUUUUUGUGUUUUAACAUUUAUAUCCCAAUCUUCCUCCAAGGAGCUCAGUGCAUGGUUAUGUUUAUCCUCACAACAACCCUGUGAGGUAGAUUAGGCUGAGAGAUACAUGACUGGCAGAGUCGCCCAGUGAGUUUCAUGGUUGAAUGGGGAUUUGAACUUGGGGCUUCCCGGUCCUAGUCCAACACUCUAACCACCACUAGAACAAACUGGAUAAUGCUGCCAAUAAUGGACAGAAGCAAAAUGCUGGAAGGCCAAAUGGCACAGCAUCAUUUAAGGAUGAGAGUGAAGAAAGAGCAGAGAGAGGUGUGAUGGAUACUCUUCUCCUGGCAGCCUUGGCAGUGCACUGUCAAUUGUGCAAGGCUCUGUACUCCUGGGAGUUCCUGGAAGCCGGUUGCAGGAAUGCAGGUCCCCUCUUCUAUGAAGAAGAGGUACCUUCCUUAUGAGGCAAGGCUAUAACAUCUGAGGCUUUUUAGUUUUGAAAAAAGACUAAGGGGAGACAUGGUCUACAUAUGCAUGGUGUGGAGAGGGCGGAGAGAGAGAGGUUCUUCUCCCUCUCUCGCAGCGCUAGAACCAGGGGUCAUCCCAUGAAGCUGAUGGCCACAAAAUUUAGGACUGGCAAAAGGAAGAGACAACUCCUGCUCUUUUCUUGACAGCUCUCUGAGUAUUUCCCAGCAAAUUUGCCUCAAUGUUAAUAAGUACCACUCAAGUCCCUCUUUUUAUUUCAGAGUUAUUUGGGUGCCAAAUAGCACAAGCAACAAAAUCUGAUGCUUUCCUGCAGAAUGUAGAUUGCUUUCCUUUUCUUCCCGAUUUGAAAAAAGUAAUAAAAAAUAAAUGGAAUUGUG